This is a messenger RNA of Zychaea mexicana, 1835 nucleotides long. Its product is annotated as WD40-repeat-containing domain protein. Gene Ontology annotation, molecular function: protein binding. The transcript is spliced from 4 exons. Bases 59 to 1639 code for a protein of 526 amino acids. The record is from RefSeq and is a predicted model, not a curated record. Lineage: Eukaryota; Fungi; Mucoromycota; Mucoromycetes; Mucorales; Lichtheimiaceae.
AUUCACUUUGCGUAUUUCUCUUUUCUUCUUUCAUUUAUGUAUAUAAAGUGUAUCUAUUAUGUCUGCACCAUUCUUGACAUUUCUUAACAUACCCACGCCACUUUACCAAGAGGAUCGAUCUGUGUUUCCUGCCACUGACCACAACCACCACCAAUUAUCGACAUCAUCUGCUGCUGCUGCAACAACAACCUAUGUUGCGAUUGUAUCCCGACACGGCAAGACCUUUACAAAGAUCCUAAAUCCAUCAUCGAAAAGCUCACCACAUUUUUCGCGCGGUCGAAAACGGGCAUUCAGCGGUGGGAACUCUGGAUUCUUUAACCCUCUGAUGAAGCAGCCGGCAUCUUUGCAGAAAAAGACCAAGCUUUUGCUGUUUUGGUCCCCAGGGUCAAAUAAACGAGUGGGUGACGAGCAACGAGCAAGCCUGAACUCGACAAGUGAUGACAAGAACCAAACAUGUAUGCUGUAUAAACUACCCACUGAGAUUUUAGUACGAAUACUGCAAUAUCUCAAUACCGCCGCCAAUGUGCUGCAGGUAGCACAAACGUCUCGUCGCCUUUUUACCACUUGCCACGACCACCACUUGUGGCAUCGGCUCUUUUCACAGCAUUACUUUACUCUCGCCACUGCACCAUCAGAACGCUGUUUACAACUGUACAAGGAUCAUGUGGAGCUCGAUCGACGAUGGACACAAGGCAGUGCUCACGUUUUCUACAUGAACGACGACGAGAGUCACCAGGACAGUAUCUAUGCCACAGCCUGGAUCGAUCCACAGACGAUUGUCAGCGUCAGUCGAGAUCGUAGCAUUAAAGUCUGGGACCUUGCCACACGAAAAUGUUUGCUCACCCGUAAUGAUGCUCACGAAGGCAGUAUUCUGUGUCUGACAUUGUUACUGCAAGAGAAAACAACAACAUUAAAAACAGGAGCAGAAUUUGCUGUCACUGGAUCAUCGGACACGACAUGCACAGUUUGGUCAUUGCCCAAUUGGGACCGAAUUCGGCAAUUUUCGGGCCAUACGCAUAGCGUGUUGUCGGUUUUGGCCAUCAACGAUGACAUGGUGGCCACAGCUUCAAGGGAUACCACUGUUCAAAUCUGGCGGGUGACAGAUGGCAAAGUGUGUCACGUAAUGCACGGGCAUAGUGAGGCCGUGAAUGCAGUCAAGCGGUUGGAUGACCAACGGAUCGUAUCAGCGUCAGGGGAUGGCACAUUGAAAAUUUGGUCAAUUGAAACAGGUGCGUGUCUUGAAACGCUGACGAGUGAUAUCGGUGGAUUGUCAUGCAUGCAAGUGGUCAAUAGUCAAACGAUCUGGGCGGGCGGUUUAAGUAGCCAUAUUCAAAUAUGGGAGCUCUCUACUUGUGGUAAUCUAUGGAAAACGGUCACCAUCAUGAACUCUGGACAUACCAAUCUUUUGAGAACAAUCGAUAGCUUCAAGGAUAAGGUUGUUACUGCUGGAUACGACAAGGUCAUAAAAGUUUGGGAUUCAAGGACCGGAAAAUGUUUGUUGAAUUUUCAAAGUGGCCAUGCAAGCAAAAUCUUUAGUGUUUUGCUCGGAAAGACCAGCAUUGUCAGUGCUGGUCAUGACAAGCGAAUCAUGGUGUUGGAUUUUGCCUAUCUGCUUUCCAAGGAACUAGUACGACUGUAAAAAUACUGAUCUAAUGUAUAUAACUGGAGCAGUAGUAUCACAAUACUUUAUACCCUUAACAUGGCAACCCCCUUAUUAUGCUGCUUACUUCACCUCUCAGUUACAGUAUAUAUGUAUAAUUCCGUACGAUUUAUUUCUGAAAUCAAGGCGUGGACAUAUUGCUUCUUAUAACAAUUAUGACUACAGCAAUAUUUAU